AGCAUAAGACAUAUGUUCUAGUGAAAUUUAAGUAUAGGUUAAAAUUUGUACAUAUUAUUUCAAAGAAGUUAAAUCAAUAAUUCGGUUAAGUGUCAGUUAGAAAUUUUAUUAAUAGAUUGGAAAAAUGAAACUGCCUUUCGGAAAAAAGCACGCAGAAAUUGCGACCUCUUUCGCGUCAUCAGCCGUUGGUUUUGGAGGUGCGGGAUUUCUAACGUUGCUCUAUUUUACAGACUGGAAGGUAGUCCUGCAAUACGUGCCCUUCUAUGGUUCCAAAUUUGAUAAACCUGAAUAAAUGUAUGCACAACAAAAUAUAUUUUCUAUAUCUUCUUUCGAGGGAGAAAAGCGACUGUUAAUAUCUAAAGGAAGUUGGAAACGCUAAGAAUAAAAGGACUGCCCAGUUUCUUAACAGGUUAAAAAAUGAUCUGAUCUUUUUGAAGAUCCUGUGUUUCAAAUUCAAAUAUAUUUCCCUUAAUAAAAAAGAAGCACGUAAAGCAAACUGCUCUUUGCCUCUAAUUACAACGGAUGCUAAAAUAUAAGAAAAUUAUUUUAUAUUUCGCUUUUUGGUUGGUUUUUCAUUGUUUAGAAUUUAAGUCCAAGAAUAUACAAUAAAAAAAUUCAAGAAAUGGAAUGAAGAUAUUUUGAAA
This is a messenger RNA of Glossina fuscipes, 644 nucleotides long. RefSeq names its product cytochrome b-c1 complex subunit 10 (gene UQCR-6.4). Gene Ontology annotation, cellular component: mitochondrial inner membrane. Bases 125 to 292 code for a protein of 55 amino acids. NCBI's taxonomy places the organism in Eukaryota, Metazoa, Arthropoda, Insecta, Diptera, Glossinidae. The transcript has 2 exons. The record is from RefSeq and is a predicted model, not a curated record. Gene Ontology annotation, biological process: mitochondrial electron transport, ubiquinol to cytochrome c.